Molecule: messenger RNA, 1580 nt
Organism: Musa acuminata subsp. malaccensis (wild Malaysian banana)
Lineage: Eukaryota; Viridiplantae; Streptophyta; Magnoliopsida; Zingiberales; Musaceae
Source: RefSeq, a predicted model, not a curated record
GUACUUUGAUAUACAGACAUGCACGUAUCUUUAAAUAUAUGAAUACUUUUUCCCAAAGGUGGCUCAUGUUCUGGAAAACCUGCUUGGUUUUAGCCUUUGAGUAGGAGGAGGAAGGAAAACGAAGGUGCAUACUCCUCCACCAACGUCACUUUAUUAAAGCUUAAAAGGUGAUGGUAAUAAUUAAAAAGGAUGUUCAAAAGGUGAUGUAUGUAAAGCUGCCUGCCUUCUUUUAUUGGACGGGAGAAGAUUGUGUUGCUUGUAUACGAAAGACAACAUGUAACAAUACUAAGGUCAUUUGAUGCCUUAAUCUUCGCGUAACUCCGAAAAGUAUUCACGCUCGAGAUGGAGAUUACGUACAAGUCAUGCAUGCAUACUGUUCCCAAAAUAUCCCCCACCUCUUUAAAGCAAGCGCCUGCCUUGCCACCUUCGAAGGAUACGUAGCGAAGCCAAAUUUAGUUGUGCUUGCUACUGAGUUUGACCCCUCUUCCCCAAAUACCCCUUUUCCAGAAUACACUCCGCCAUGCCCGCGAACCGAACCAUGGCCGGCGCUCACGAGUCCGACUGCGAGGAUUCGGUUCCCAUGUCUCUCUCCUUCCGAGACAUCGCCACCGCCACCGCCGGCCGAGAUCCCUCGGCCCUCCACAGGGCGCUCUCCUCCCCUCCGGACUCCUUCCAGUUCUUCUGUGCCGCCAGCGAGAUGUGCUCUGCCGAGGACGUCUUCCUCGGGUGGAGGCUCCUCCCUCUCAAUCCCCGUUCGCCGUUGCCCGGAACCAUGCCUUUAGAUCACCGGCGGUCUGGGUCCCUCGACCGGCGCCACUACUGGCCCGGAGGACUCGCGGACAAGCACCGGAAGCUGAGAAGGGCUGCGUCGGACCCGCCUACGGAGGCCAUGAAGCCGCAGCCCAGGUGGUAUCUGUUCGUGCUCGGGCCGAUGAGGGUCCCGUCCGCAAUGCAGAUGGAGGACAUCAGGACCCGGCAGAGGCGGCGGAGAACGCCGUCGCCAGAGGAUACCGUCGGGCGCCUGAGCAACGGGAGAAGAGGCCCGUGGAGGCUUCUCCGGUCGCUGAGCUGUAACGGGGCGGAGAGCGCGGCCGUGUUGCCAUCGCCGGUCAGGUUCACCUCGCACUUGCGUGCCUGAGACGAGCUCUUAGAUCCCAUUACCUCCGUUGUGCCGCGAGCAACGAGUUAGCAAACGGAAGAGUACUCCUGGAAAUCAUGUCCUCGCUGUGGUGGGAUCCCAUGUUCGGGCUGUAGAGGCUAACUCUUCACAUCAAGCCUUCAUCUUCUUGUGCCUAAAUUUUGGUCUUCGUCACGGCAGAGAUCAGCAAUCGUCUUCUCGUACAUGGAGAUUACGAAGGCGAAGUUUUGGGUCUCAGUUGUGCGUGUCUCAUUCUUAAUCCACUUCUUAGGUGACCAAGUAAACCAGACUUUGAUAAGGACAGAGACCAAAAAGAAUCUUAAAAGACUGUGCUGAAAAGACACUUCCAAUGGGAAGAAGACUAUUAGUCGUUAUCUAUAUAGUAAGUAGAACAGUAGGGUUUUCCUUCACCACAAAUAAUACUGCACAACUUUCUUCUAUA